Messenger RNA from Lactuca virosa, 1337 nucleotides. The record is from the annotation of a GenBank genome assembly. Lineage: Eukaryota; Viridiplantae; Streptophyta; Magnoliopsida; Asterales; Asteraceae.
UCUUCAAUGAGCUAUUUUCUGCUUUCCGUAUCUGAGCCAUGGAGCGGAUGGAGAAACUACUUUAUGAAGCAUCAGUAGAAGGAAACCUAAUCGUUUUGAUAAUGUUGCUUCAAGAAGAUCCAUUGAUUCUUGACAGAGUUACCCUAAAUCGCUUUGGGGACAUGCCUUUACACAUCGCAUCAACUCUUGGACAUACCGACUUUGUUAAGGAGAUCCUAACUCGAAAGCCUCAGCUUGCUAUGGAGCCUGAUUCACAAAGACGCUUGCCUCUUCAUACAGCAUCUGCAAAAGGCCAUGUGGAACUAGUUAGAGCUCUGCUAUCGGUUAGCUCUGAAGCAUGCCUUGCGCGUGAUAGUGAUGGGAGCAAUCCUCUCCAUCUUGCAGCCAUUAAAGGACGCAGUGAUGUCGUAAAAGAGCUGGUGCAAGCCCGACCUCAUGCAGCUAGAGCCAUGGUGGAGCAGGAGACCAUCUUACAUUUGUGUGUGAACCAUAACCAACCGGAGAUUUUGAAGUUCUUAAUAGAGACCACGGGUGAUCAUGAGUUUCUAAACUCUAAGGAUAGUCAAGGCAAUAAUAUAUUACACCUAGCUGUGGUUUACAGACAAACUGAGACCAUAAACUUGUUGCUACUCAGUACAGCUAUACAAGUCAACGCAGCAAACACAAGUGGGGAAACACCAAUGGAUAUAUUGGCUCAAGGUCCAAGAGAUUUGAAAUAUCAACAAAUCCUACAGUCCCUAACGCGAGCAGGAGCUGUUGAGGCGAAAAUUGCCUCUACAAACUCUGAUGACUGGCUGGACAAAAAGCGAAACACUUUGAUGGUUUGUGCGUCAUUGAUAGCAACCAUGGCUUUUCAAGCAGGUACUAAUCCUCCCAGUGGUGUUUGGCAAGAUGGGUCAACGACAGAUCCAAACCGUAGGGCUGGAUAUGCUGUCAUGGUAUAUAAUCAUCCAACGGCAUACCAAAUCUUCCUGGUUUGCAACACGGUGGGUUUUGUUUCCACUCUUAGCAUUAUCUUGUUGCUUAUUAGUGGAUUGCCUUUUCUGAAGCAUCGUGUUUUCUUGUGGAUCCUGAUGGUUAUUAUGUGGAUUGCUACUACGUCUAUGUCACUAACGUACUUGGUUUCUAUAUGGGUUUUGUCACCAAAACCCGAGUCAGAGACAUUCAGGAAUGUGGUAAUUGGUAUUGUGUUGGUAUUGAUAGGGUUAAUGACUCUUUUAGUUGUUGGAAACACCAUUCGCCUGAUUGCAAUCACUACGAGGGGCUUCAGAAGGCUACUCUUCCCUAGAAAGAGGCCAAUCUUACUUCCAAUUAUCAGGAACCAUGAUGGAAUGUAA